AAGCGACAAGCAACUUGAGGAGAAGCGAGUUGAAGGUGGAGAUGGGGGGGAGGUGGGAGUAGAGGGGUCGUUUCUCGAAGUCCCGGAAAUGGAGAGCGAGGGCGAAUGGCGGGAAGGGGAGGGGGCGUGGUUGAGGGGCGCUGAGAGGGCGCUGGGGCAUGAGUUUGCAAAGAAGGAUCUGCUGCUCGUGGCGCUCACUCACCCCUCCCUUCUGCAGCAGCAGCAGCAGCAGCAGCAGCACGUGUGGCAGCAGCACGUGUGGCAGCAGUCUCGGUACACGUGGCAGCGCCGCAAGCGGUGGGAGCGGCAAGGGGAGCAGCAGGCGGAGAAAGAGAGGGGUGCGGGGACAGAGAGGGGUGCGGAGACAGAGAAGGGUGCGGAGGUGGGGAACUCGGAGGGAGGCCGAGAGGAGGAGGGAAAAAGAGAUGGGGAUGGUGCGUGGAGUGGCGGCAGUGAGGAGGGACUUUAUGAGGAGGGGUUGGGGUUGGGGGGGAGUGCGUGGACGUUUGAGCGCAUGUACUGUGUGGGCAACGCCGUGCUGGAGUACUGCCUCAUGCUCCACGCCCUCGUGGCCAUGGGCGCGGAUGUGGGGGGGGGGCAGCACGCCGGGAACAGGCUUCACCAUGUCAGCGCCUUGAAACAGCAUGUGCUAUCGCACGAGUCCCUGGCAGCGCUGGCCAUCACAUGGGGUCUGCACCGCCACAUGCGCACCGUCUCCCCUCUUCCCGCCCACCACAUCGCUGCCUUUGACGCGUCCCUCACUGCCCCUGCCCCUCACGCAGCAGGAGGCGCAGGGCAGAGAGGAGCAGAGAGGGGAGGAGGAGGCGGGGCAGGGCGAGGAGGGGUGCAGGGAGGUGAGGUAGGAGGGGCAGAUGGAGGAGGGGAGGGAGGGAAGGGAGAGGAGGGAGCAGAAGGAGCGGAGGGGGGGGAGGUUGGGGAGGUGCAGUGGGUGGUGAGCGCCCCUCGUGCGCUGUCGGAGACGGUGCAGGCGCUGGCAGGCGCUGUGUUCCUGGACGCCCACUCGCACCCUGCUGCCGUCUGGCAGGUGCGCUGCUGCGUGGGCGCAUGGGUGCAUGCGCACAUGGAUGCAUGGGUGUUCGCCCCGCACCUGCUCCCCCUGUUCCCCCCGUGCCCCUGUCCGCCGCACCCCAUGACAGAGCUGCAGCACCUGAGCACGCGCAACAAGUGGUCUCUGCAGGUGCGCGCUGGGGGGGGAAUGGGAGAGCAGCAACUGGUAGGUGGGAGGGGAGGAGGUGGAUUGGCAGGGAAAAGGGGGAAGAGACGGAAUAAUUAG
Messenger RNA from Closterium sp. Naga37s-1, 1294 nucleotides. NCBI's taxonomy places the organism in Eukaryota, Viridiplantae, Streptophyta, Zygnematophyceae, Desmidiales, Closteriaceae. The record is from the annotation of a GenBank genome assembly.